CAUGGAGGUCACGCAGUCUUUGGGAGGGUGAACGUGACCAAAAAAAUCGACAGACUACGAAGCGUUAUGCCCAGGAAGAGUAAAAGUCAAGACACAGAUCCCUAUGAGGAUAUACGUGCUAUGUGGGAGUUGCCUUACACACAUCAGAUACUGAAGCUACUGACUCCCAGACUCCACUUCUCCAAGCUCACUAUACAGGAUUUAGAAGAGGUGGUGGUUGAGAAGGCGAGCGUUGUGUACGACGAUGUUCUAACCAGACUUCUGAGGUACUCGCUUGAUGACAACAACAUAUUGAUUUCAAAUUUUGAAAGUUCCCUGUCCAAGUUGAUCUCUGAGAAGGAUGAAAAAGAUGAAAAUCACAACCUUCUGAAAUCAGGAAGUCUUUCUGACAGCUCUCCAGAAGAAAAGCUUCGAGUGGUCAAGUGGGUGGUGGACGAGGCCUUUAAGAGGAAGGGAGAGGAUUUAGAGGACUUUCUGAAUGAUUACUACACUCCAGAUCAGCUGAGGCCAGUUGAAGUGGGACAGGAUGCACUCAACAACAACUACUGGUACUUUGAUGAUCUGCGACUGUACAAAGAGACAAGCGGCAAGAAGGGCGCACGCAAAGACUGGGAGACGGUUUGUGUGACUCUCGCAGACUGGAAGCUCUUCCUCAGGCAUUUCCGCAAAACCACCAACCCUCAGGAAAUACUACUAUAUCACUACCUGAGGGAGGAGUUAUUCCCCCUUGUGGAAGUUUCUCUCGAGAACCAAAUUUUAAACGAAUCUAGUUGUGAAAAUUUGGAGUUAGAUCCAGAUUUCUUGAUGAAACGUGAGCGGGAAGAAGUGAACGCCAUGUUGAAAGACUCUGACAGCAUGAACCAUGAUGUGAAUGGCUCUGCAAUCAAGAGUGAGAACGGAAUGGACAUUAAGGAAGAGAACGCAGAAGACUCAGCUCAGAAAAACCUGGAUAACUGCGGCUCGGCUCCCAAUUCGAACAAAAUGGCGAACGGAGAUAUGGGAAAAGAUUCCCAAAUAAAGCAUGAAGAUAGCCCAUCAAACAAAACUCAGCCAGUGAGCACGGGUCCGAAUAAGAAAGGUAAGAAAGCCAAGAUAGAAAAAGGGGGUACGCCGACAAGUGAUGGGCCUCACAAGUCCCCUGGAUCACAGCAUCCACCACCGAUGCCCCCUAGUGGGCAGACGAAGGCGUAACAGAUCCAGAUGUCAAUGGAGCCGCCAUUCAUGCAGCAGCAGAGCCAGAUCUUCGUCUUUUCCACCAAUAUGGCCAACAAGGCAGCAGAAGCUGUGGUCCAGGGGCAGUACAAGAGCAUGCUAGACUUCCACCUGGACCAGGCCAACACAAAGAAGUUCCUUCAGAAGCACCCAUUGAAGCCAAGUCAGUUUGGCCGAGGCACUGGGAUGCCCAUGGUCAGCAUGCCGAGCCCCAACCCCAACAUGAUGAAGGGACAAGGUAUGGGAGGAUUUGGACCCAACCCAGCCUCAAGCAUAGAACAGUGGGUGCAGCAGCAAAACGCAAACCUUAAGGAACAGGGCAUGGGGAUGCCAAUGAACAAUAUGAAUGGGCCUCCUUUCCUGACAAAUAACCCAAGAAUGAUGGGCUGGCAACCAAACCAAGGAGGGAUGGGCCCCAACUAUCCCAUGUUCUCCGAAUUCGAUGAAUUCAAUGCAGUUAACCACAUGAACCUAUUGCAAAACAAAGUGCCAGAUGAAAGCUUAACGCCACAACAGCUGCAACGACGGGAAGAACACUUGGCAAGUUUACGUAAAAUUCAACAGAUGUUGUUCCCCGAUCAGCCCCGAGGUCCAGGAGGGCCUCAGCAGCAUCAGCAGUUCCCACCCGGCCCGGGACCAGGACCGGGCCCGGGGAUGAUGCAGGAAGGGAUGGGGAUGCAGGGCGGCAUGUUCCAACAGAGCAUGAUGUCUCCACAUGGGAUGAUGUCAUCGCAUCAGGGUAUGAUGUCGCCCAACCAGGGAAUGAUGGGCUCUCAGCAUGGAAUGAUGACAUCACAGCAACAGUUCAUGAUGUCGCAAGGAAUGUCUCAGUUUGGGCCAGGUGGGCCCCCACCUCAGAACAAUUUAAGCCCUGCUCAAAGAGAGUGGCUGCGAUUGCAGCAAGAAUUUUAUUCUGAAAAGCGUCGCAUGACAAUGACUCCAAAUAUGGAUCAUAAUGGCCCUCCCCCUCCAUAUUACAGUUCGAUUGCUCAUAAACGACCAGGAGCAAUGGGGAUGAGUGCAUCUACCUCGCCUAAUAUGAAUGGACCUCAAAUGCAUGGUAUGGGCCCUGAACAGGAGAUGGGUAUGUUUCCGAGGCCACGGAGGCCAUCACAUCCACAAAUGGAUCCUGGCCCAAUGAUGGGGGGCCCUGGUUUCAGUCCUCCAAUGCCCCCUCAAGGGGCAGGUUUUGACUCUGGCAUGAUGCCUGGUAGAGGUGGGCCUGGUAUGAUUCCACCAUCAGUGUCUCAGAUGAAAAAUUCUCAGAUUUCAUUACAUCGAGCGGGCAAUCCUGAACAAUUUCAGCCGGAAUUGGCACCGUCGGGUCCACCAGGCCCUCAGAAAAAUAACAAACCUCCGCCCAGUUAUGCCCAGGCUCAAAAACGAAAAAGAGACGAUCAUCUUGAGGAUCUAUAUAAAAACUUACAACCCACACCUUCACCUCAGCAAAUAAAUUAUCUGAAUCAGUUUGAAGGGCAGGAAUUGACUAUUACAAAACAGUUGAACUCUGCAUAUCGUGAUUCAGGAAUGACCAAUGAGUCACAGCCCCCACACUUACCAAAUCACUUCCAACAAAAUCAAGUGCAUUCGCCUAUGCAUGGACCAGGCUCAAACAAAGGACCCAUGUCAAACUCUAGCCAGAACUCUAGUGCUGGGCCAUUAUCAAGCCCAGGGCCUAUAUCAGGUCCGUCGCCCCUAUCUGGCCCCUCCCCAAUGUCUGGUGCUAACAUGAGAUUAUCACAUUAUGAUCCGCCAUCCAACAACAGCAUAUCUAGUGCUCCAACCACUCCUACAGCUAAAUCGUCCAUGUCUAAUAUCACAUCAGCAAGUCUUGCCAAUUUGGCAAAAGGCGUGGAACAUUUGUCGAACCAAAUGCAACAAAACAUGAUGCAAGGUGGUCCGUUUCACAGUAUUCAGGUACAAGGACAAAUGAAUAAUGGAAAUGGUGGUAGUACACCUCAAGGGGGACCUCCUCAGCAGCAGCAGCAGCAGCAGCAACAACAACAGCAACAACAACAGCAGCAGCAACAGCAACUACCCCUUCCUCCUCAUGGUCCUCCUCAUCAACAUCCGCAACAACAUCCACAACAGCAUCCGCAACAACAUCCGCAUCAACAUCCACCACAUCUGCAUCCUCAAGGACAACCUCAACCUCCCCAUCCCAUACAACAGCAUCAGCAGCAUUCUGCCAACACUUCCAGUAUUGCGCAAACAACAACUACUCCAAGUGUGAACAACACAUAUGUCAAUGCAACCAUGUCCAUACAGCAAUUGAACAUUCAGAGUGUGAAUGCGCCCAACAAUCCUGGCGUGGGCAAUUAUAACCCUUCCAUGCAGGUUCAACAGAUGAACAGUGAGACAUCUCAGAUAAACGUUCCCGGGGGACCGCAGGGCCCAGGAGGCCCCAUGCAACCUCACUGUCCCCCCCAUGUCCUCAGGGCCGUCCAUGUCACAGUCACAGAUGAUGACGACAGCCAGUGUCCUCCAUCAAUGGGGAGUAAGGCACCUCCUUUCUCAAGUCCCAACCAUCCCUCUGCAGGUGGAGGUCCUAGCAAUCCAAUGAUGGGUCCUGGUGGCCCUGGGAGAAUGAGCCCAUCAAAUUUCCCUGCCAGCUCUGUGGGCAAUGCAAAUGUUCAGAUCCAACCCAAAGCACCCAAUACCAUCCAAUAUCUACCAGCAAAUCCACCAGCUUCACAACCCAACAUGGGUGGUCAGAAGAGACCUGAUUUGGACUUUAUGCAAAACUUCUCACCACCACUCUCAAACAUGGAGGGGAAAGCUCCAACAUCGACUUUGCAAUACUUUCCAAAUAAUUCUCCAACACACAGUGGCCGACCAGGAAUUCCUUCCCCUUUCUCACAUCAGCAACAAAUGGCCAUGCAACAGUCAAUGAUGAUGCGAGAACCUAAUCCAGAUUUCCCUGGCAUGCCUGGUCCUAGACCAGGACCUGGGAUGCACCAUCCAUCAGGAGGGAUGUCGGCAAUGGAAGGACCACAAGGUCCCAUGGGACAUAUGGGCCCGCUGGGGCCUGGUGGAAGCAUGCCACCAGAGGCCAUGAUGAGCAUGGGAGGACCGGGAAUGGGUCCGGGAGGGCCAGGUCCAAUGCCUGGAAUGAACCCCGGUGGACCUCGGGGUCCAAUGGGACCCAUGUCUCCUAUGGAUCCACGCAGUCACAUGGGCAAUGGUCCAAAUCCUGGUUACAUGCCCAACGGACAAUCAAUGAUGAGUCAGAGUAUGAUGCAAAGUCAUAUGCAGAUGCAGGGGCCUGGACCCGGGGGAAUGCCCAACAUGCCUAUGCAGGGUCCAGGGCCUGGAAUGCCACGGCAGUCCAGUCAACCAAUGGGAAUGCCAGGUCAGGGAAAUCCAUCCAUGCCAGGUGGACCUGGUGGGCCGCCAGGUGGUCCUGGUGGCCCGGGCUAUAACGCACAAUAUCAACAGUUUCAGCAACAGUUAUACACUCAGAGCAGACAGAGACAGAUGUCCCCAAUGGGUGGGAUGAUGGGCAGUCCUGGACAACCAUAUAUGGGCAUGAUGCCGAAUAUGCAUGGGCCUACAUGAUAAGUGUUGUGAGAAUGUGUGGGUUAAUGUGUGGCUGGGCUGGAUACCUCACCAGUGCUAUACAUGAUGAUCAGUGGAGGUGUUUGGAGGUGUCGUAAUCCAUGUGAUCUCAUGUGUGUCCCGUUAUAGCCUGUCUACUUAUCUACGAAGCCAAGCUAUGUUUGUGUGUGUUCACCAGAAACUCAAAACAUACAGUGAUUGUGUGUGAUCGACUAAGUUUUGCUCAACUAUUGUGCGACUUCAAACGUCUUGCUUCUCGAGACAAGUAUUACACAUAUUUGCCAAUAUGUGCUGGAUUUUACCAGAACGUGUGGGAUACCUGCAGAGGAAGAUGGAGUUGGGAAGAGUUAUCUCACCUUGUUUCGUUUGACUGACUCCCAAGCGUGUGAUAUUCCUACACCAAUGAAAUCUUUGACAGUGCAAUGAUGAUGCCGUUCAUAGUUUGUAGGAAUAUGUAACCUGGCCAUAUUUUGCUGGAUAGCCCCAUAAUGGAACAAUUAUGAGCUUGAGAUAAUAUUUUUGUAAAACAUAGUGAAAUUUGUUGUUGACAGCAAUUUGACAAGAUGGCUGUGACUUGUAUUUUUGCGUUCUACCAUGCAUAUCUGCUUAAUGUUUCGACAUACCUCAAUGGCAGUGUCCGCCAUUUUGUUUUCUGUCUGUAUGCUACCGUGCUGAAUGUGGAUUCAGAAUAAUAACGAAUUCUAGCCUAUCUCAGGGCCAACGUAAACCAUUCGCUUUAAUGGAGUUGUAUCAAAGAAAUAGGAGUUAGAUUUACCAAAUCUUGCUGGAUCUCAAAGUGCAAUGUGAUUAUUUUUGCAUUAUUUUUUUUCCAGGAGGUAUUGGAAUUGCAUAAUCGUAUGUUUAUUGAAACUAACACUAUUAACAUAUCAUUGAUAGAAAGUAAUGUACAAACAAUCCAAUAAUAUCAGAGUAAGUUAGAUGUUUAGAUUUGCCGAACAUGAACUGUGUAUCUCAUGAUCACAUCGAUCCGAAUAAUAAGCAGCUGGGUUUCACUUCUGGGUGUACUCUUGUUGAAGAAAUGACCUAAGGGUGAAGUUCUCUUCAUAUGAAUUGAAUUUUAUUAAGCAUGCAAUUCUUAAAUACUGGGUUUUUAAAAUAUUUUUAAGCUAGAAUUAUACUGCUUAGCUUUGUGUGUGCUGAUAUGUAGUAAGUCCUGAAAAACUAUUUGGUAUUUUUCAAAUAUGUUUCUUUUGUUGUGGGGUAGAAGGGGUGCUGGUUGGUCUGAAACAAAUUCAGCUGGAAUGGUUGGAAAUGCUUUCCAUUUCUAUCAAUUGCAAUAUUCUGGUAAAUGGGUAAUAAGAUAAUCAUAUUUCUUUUGGAAUGUCGUCAUUGACGUGUUUGAGCCAGAGACUUGAUCUUCUUACUUAGUGCAAGUGUUUUUGAAAAGAAGUUCUUAAGUUUCAGCGUGGAAGGUGGUCAAACAAGGGAUUGUUAACUUUUUGCAAUAUCAGAACUAUCCGAUUAUUUUUCGUUUUCGACACUGGAUAGUGUGCUUGUUAUUGCCUCUCGUUCUCUAAAACCUGCUUAUCUCAAACAGUGUGUCUCAAACCUGCUUAUCUCAAACACUGUGUCUCAAACCUGCUUAUCUAACUCAUUUAUCUAGAAACAUGUACCGAUAUUCUGAAUAUUUUGUCUCCCUGUUAACCCAGCUGUCACUGUUUUCUCCAGAUAUUGAGCAUAUAUUGUCCUGUUGUCCUGUACAUUACAAGAUAAAUCCACCCACUCCUCUACAUGCAAUCUCAUUACUGCAUAUUCAUUAUUGGAUAAAUAGGGAAAUAUUCACAAAUAUACAAUGAUAAUUAUUUUCGUAUUUUCCCAGUUCAUACUUGAAUGCCGGUGAAUAUAUUUUCAAUGGUCGAUUUUGUUUCCAUCUUGUACAAAUGGUGUCUACUCUCAUAACAGAACAAACAUUUUAGAUAGUGAAUAAUUAGAAGGCCAAACCAUGAGUACAAUUCCCUAUACAAUGUGUAACACAACGAUAUAACUUUUGUGUGUUCAAAUAAAGCCAUCACCAAAACAAUCGUAUAUAUGGUUUCAAGUUUUUUAGAACACAUCUCACCACAGACUUUGGGAAACACAAGUUAAAAUUUCAGCCCCUUAAAUGUUUCCUUUUCAAACCAUUGGCUGUGUUCAAGGGAGGUAAUCUAUGAAGCCACCUUCACUCAAACAUUCUUCAGUACCGAGUGUCAAGCAAAUAGUCCAUUGUUAUACAUGCCAACAUGUGUUCACAAUAUUUUAGUAGUUUUAUCCAAUAAUUGCAGUCUACCACAAGUGUUGCUCUACCAGGUGCCAUGCUUGUCGCCAUGUAAGUGCAAUGAUCUUGGAUGUUAUGUGCAACCCCUUUCCACCUCCACUAACCUGCAACAGUUUUAAAGAAAAUACUAUCUUCACAUCGCAUAUGUGUUCUAAACCAUCCAAAGAUUUUGGGGUAGUUUGGGUCCACAAAGGUGUUUUGUGCUGA
Molecule: messenger RNA, 7252 nt
Organism: Haliotis rubra (blacklip abalone)
Lineage: Eukaryota; Metazoa; Mollusca; Gastropoda; Lepetellida; Haliotidae
Product: trithorax group protein osa-like
Biological process (GO): regulation of DNA-templated transcription
Cellular component (GO): RSF complex
Source: RefSeq, a predicted model, not a curated record